CGAUGCAUGACGGGAACUGCAGUCCGCAGACGAGCGGAGAGCAAGGCAUGCCGAUCUUAACAUCAGUGGAACAUAAAAGACCACAAGCGCCUCUCCACCCAAGAGCAUGAUGGGAAACCGAUUUCUUUCCCCCGAAGCCUCAUUGAGCUAGAAAGCUAUUUCCCCGCCCCCGGCCUGGAGUCUAAUUGGCUCCUCCUCUCAGUCCUGCUCGGGAAAGACCUCCUGCGAUUGGCUGGACCUUUUAUUAUUAUUUUUUCCCCUCUGAGGGCGUCCGUUGAUUGGCCAGGGCGAGGAAGGGGGCGCGGCUGCCGGGCUCCCGGCUCCUUGUGUGGCGGGACAUGGCGGCGAGCGCAGCGGCGGCGAUGGCGGCGGCAGCGGCGUCCGCAGUGGGGCCGGGGGCGGCGGCGGCGCGCGUCUCCUGCGGGAGGGACUUGAGCUGCGUCCCGGAAGUGGCGGGCACCCUGGGAGCGGUCGCCAGGCAGGGGUGAGAGGGACCACGUGGUCCUCUGCUGACCUUUGACCCCUCCCUUAAGCGUGCCAUGGUGACCCCUGACCUCUACCUGCGGGUCACCUGGGAUCAUCCUGGGCUGAGGGCUGGUUGGGUUUGCUUUGAUUUAUUUUUUUUAAUGCCUUCCCAUUUACUCAGGAUCCCUGGGGUGACCUCUGACCCCAGGGGAGGUCAUGCCACCUGACCCUUGACCUCAGAGAAUGCAAAGGUGCUGCCUCUGUGUGGCUUCAACAGCUUCCCAGCAGGCAGAGACUCCCCUACCAUAGAAGAUUGUAGAAUGGUAGAGUUGGAAGGGGCCCUCCAAGAGUCAUCUAGUCCACCCCCCUGCAACACAGGAAUCUCAUCUAAAGCAUCCAUGACAGGUGGCCAUCCAGCCUCUGCUUAUAAACCUCCAGUGAAGGAAAGUCCACUACCACCCGAGGGAGACCGUUCCACUUUUGAACAGAAAGAUGGGGAUCAUUGCAUCCGCUUCAUAGAUCAGGACAAUGGAACCUUUGGCAUUCCUGAUCUUGCUGGCCUACAGCUUUUGUAACCCAGUCAAGGGGUCGGCCGCCAUGGCUGGGGCUGACACAACUGGAGUCUAUAACAGCAUCUGGAGGGCCACCGGCUCCCCAGCUCUGACGUAGAGGAACCUUCCCCUAGGGCAGCCUUUCUCAACCUGUGGGUCCCCAGAUGUUGAACUACAACUUCCAUCACCCCUAGCUAGCAAGACCAGAGCUCAGGGAUGAUGGGAGUUGUAGUCCAACAACAUCUGGGGGACCCACAGGUUGAGAACCGCUGCCCUAGGGUGUGGUGUCAACUCUGCUUGAUUUCUGCCACUGAGCUCACUGAUGAGUGAAGCAGGGCACAGUGGGUCAGUCUGGCUGUUUGAGCCCACCCAGGGAUGGCUGUGGGCAGGAUUCUUGCAGUGCAGGGAGUUGGACCGGAUGACCCUUAGGGUCCUUCCAACUCUAUGAUUCAUUGCGGAAACACUUAAACUGUGAGUUUCCGCACCCUCAGCCUUGUUUGGGAAGUAGCUUGCAACCACCUAGCCAGCCAUGAACUUUGAUAUCAUCUGGGUGAGUUGCUGUGUUUAGACACUACUUUCUAGCUUUGUAGUUACAUCCUUCGUCGUAUAUAUUUUGUAGGUCUUUGUACUGUAUAUUGUAAGAUUUCUUCUCAGUCAAAUUCCUGCGGUCACGAACCUGCAGAGCUAUAGGUGAAACCUGGCUAUUAAUGUGACCAUUGUUAGUGACAUAUUGAUGGCCUUGGAGGAGAAAAGAAAUUAACUUUUCCAACAAGUGAGCGUUUCCCCCAGUUCUUGCUCAAGCUUCAAUUCUGUCUCAAGGGAUUCUAUAGAAAAAACUCAACAAUUCACGGGAGACAGUGUUGAUUAUCACCACUAUAAAGAUAACAUCAUCCCCCAAAAGAAAAGAAAUGGGGAAGGGAUGUUGGUAUAAGCUGUACAACCGUAUUAAAAUUUUAAUCCACUAGUUAAUCAUUUUAAUCCAUUAAUUAAUAAACUUAGAAAAACUACAGGCAGCUUAUCUUUUUUUUUAAGCAUUUGCUAUCCCAUCUUUCAAUUAGUAGAGAUGCUGAAGGUGCUUAUGUUUUGAUUGGCAGGUUAAAACAACAACAAAAAACCAUGAAAUAAUCAGCGAUUAAAGAGAGAAGAGGCAGUAGGUAGCACGUGAACUAACAUUAUCAGGGAGGUUAAAUUUAAUUGCCUGGUUGGCCAAGUGGGAAGGAAAUGGUCUUGCACAACAAUUGAAGGCCAACAGAAUGAGUGGAUCUGCACUAUACUUUAAAGCUAUAUCAUGCGAGUUCAAACAGACAUAGCUUCCUCCAGAGGUCCCUGGGAAAAAGGAUUGAUUUAUUAAAGCACUCAGAGAAUUGUAGCUCUUUGAGGGGAAUAGGGAACUCCUGACAAUUCUCAGCACCCUUUGCAAACUGUGGCAUGAUACUGUUUUAAAUGUAUAGAAAAUGUGGGGUCUGUUUGUUAAGAUGCAACUCCCUUGUCAAACUCCAGAGACAUCCACAGAGAAGGUUCUUUUCUGCAUCCCAACCAAACAUAUCUCAGGUGCUGGUGGGAUGCAGUGUUGCCAUUUUAACUCGCAGUACCAGGAUCUUAACUUCUCAAUUUCCUCUCUCCUCACUCUGUAGGUUUGAUUUCCUUUGCAUGCCCAUUUUCCACCCUCGCUACAAGAGGGAGUUUUUCCAGGAGCCAGCUAAAAACCGACCGGGACCCCAGACACGCUCUGACCUCUUGCUCUCGGGGAGAGGUGAGAACUUGGGAGCCCAGAUUGCUGCUGUUGCUUUCUCUGUCCGUUAAAGACUGGGCGGGAAGUAAUGAAUUUAUUUACUUGUCAAAAUAUAGUGAUAUUCUCAAGGGCUUGGUGUAGGGAAGGCCCUUUGGUUUAUUUUUUAUUUAUUUAACUCUCUUUCUCUCUAGAUAUAUAUAUAUCUCACUUACUUUACCUCUAUGCAGUUUACCAGAAACAAAGUUUAAAAGAAAGGAACAAAAUCACAAUAAAAAGUACAGUCAUACCUUGGAAGACAAACGGAAUCUGUUCCAGAAGUCCAUUCGACUUCUAAAACAUUCGGAAACCAAAGUGCGGCUUCUGAUUGGCUGCAGGAAGCUCCUGCAGCCAAUCGGAAGCCACCUUCAGGUUCCAAAGAACUCACUUCCAGGUUUGUGGCGUUUGGGAGCCAAAACAUUCAACUUGCAAGGCGUUUGAGAUCCAAGGUACGACUGUAUGCCCAUCUCUAUAUCCUUAACCAGUGAUUGCCAGUUCAGACAAAUGUUUUCCACUACAAAUGCUGGGAGGUCUGGAUUUGGAUAAAAAUUUGGGGAGGGGAGAUAGUUCCUUAGGAGGAGGUCACUGAGUACUUGUUACUGUGUGACCCAUUGAGUAGUACAAGUUUUUUUUUAAUGAAAAAAAGCUUUCAUUUGGUUUUAAAGGGCAAGCUGCAUUCUCAUUGUGGCUAUUGGCUCUGAACAAGCUGUCUGUCUCCCCCCAAAUGAAUGGUCACAUUCUCCUUGACAUCCUGCUUCCUUGUAGACUGGAACACCCUGAUUGUGGGCAAACUGUCCCCAUGGAUCCGAGCAGACUCCAACGUGGAAAAGGUUCGCAGGAAUUCUGAGGCGGUGAGUGAGCUUGGCAACGAAGGGUUGGGAGGUGUUUCUAGAAUGGUCUACAAAGGUUUGCGUGCAGUGCUUGGGAGAGGGGGAAACUGUCCACCAAGACUUUAAAAACUACCUUGCCAUGUUAGACUCAAAACUCCGUCUUGGCCACCAUUUCAGAAGUGACCAGCCAGAUCAUAAGCAGGGGAUGCUGAUUUGUCUAUUAAAAUCUGUGUAAAUUCAAUUUAUUGUUGACGUGCUGAAUAAACAUUUCAGCAGAUGAUGUUCUGUGUGUUCCUGGCAUGUGGAAAGUGGAGGUAUCUGGCAUGGGAAUGCCUGGUCCUAACUAUCCUAACUAAUAUCGUCUGAAAUAUAAAUUAGUAUGUGCUUCCUUUUUUUGACCAGGUACUUGUAACUGGUCAAUAGCUUAAGGACCGCCUCUCCCCAUACAAACCGACUCAACCCUUCACUUGUCAUCUGAGGUCCUUCGCUAUGUCCUCACCCUCCCAGAGAGGUUCAGAGGGUGGCAGCAACAGAACAGGCCUUUUCUGUGGUGGUUCCCCAAUUGUGGAACGCUCUCUCUAGAGAGGCUCGCCUGGUGCCAUUGGUACAUUAGGCGCCAGACAAAAACUUUCCUCUAUACUCAGGCCUAUGGCUAUUAAAUAAUCUAUGACCUGUAAAAUUGUGGGACAGAAGAUGGUGAUUAUUUGAUUAUUAGGCUGUACAUUUGUAUGCUUUUUAACUAUGUUUUUAUUAUGUUUUUGUCACUGAUGUUCUGUAAUGUGUUUAUAAUAUUGUAUGCCACCCUGGCAUCAUUUGAUAAAGGGCGGCAUAUAAAUUGAAUUAAUAAUAAUAAUGCCAAUGGCUGUCAUGACAUCUGUGGCACUGAAUUCCAUAAAUUAAAUGUGUAUUGCAUAAAGGGACAGAGCUUUGGUCGUUCUAGCUCAGCAUCAGCCACUCUGAUUGGUGGAAACUCUCCAAGGUCUCCUUCCAGAUCUGCUACCUGAUAUUUUUUUAGCUAGAGAUUCCGACGAUUGAAUCUCUAGUCUUCUACAUGCAAAGCAGGCCCUGAGCCACUAAGCCAGGAGUAGCCAAUAUGGUACACUCUAGACCAGGGGUACACAACCUGCUCUACCUUCCAGAUGUUUCUGGACUACAACUCCCAUCAGCCCCAGCCAGCAUAGCCAGUGAUGAGGGAUGAUGGGAGUUGCAGUCCAGAAACAUCUGGAGGGCCGCAGGUUGUGCAUCCCUGUUCUAAGAUGCUGUUGGACUUCAACUAUCAUCAUACCCAGCAUGUGUGGUGUGGCCAUUGGUCAGAGAUGAUGGGAGUUGUAGUCCAACAAAAUCUGGAGGGCGCCAUCUUAGCUGCUGGCCAUUUCCAAUAGUUCUUCCUUUUGUUUUGCCCUGAACCUCUUGUUUGCUUGUUUCCUUGUAUCCUUGGAGUUCUUGUGGAGGGAAAAUGAGGUUUCCUUUCUUUUAUUGCAUUGCCCUUUCAAAAAGGAAACACCAGCCAUUCUAAACCUUCCUCCAGUUUUGCUGUACAGUAUAUCUUUACAAGUUUGAUUUUGGCAAUAAUUUUACAUGCUAUUCUAUGCUUUCUCUGUCCUCCGCAGGCCAUGUUACAGGAGCUGAAUUUUGGGGCGUACUUGGGACUCCCAGCGUUCCUGCUGCCUCUGAAGCAGGCAGACAACCCCAACUUGGCCCGCGUUCUGUGUAACCACAUCAAUACUGGGCAUCACACUUCCAUGGUAAGGGCAUCAAAUACUUCGCCCCCUGCCAUUAGAUCCACAGUACACCUGCAAAAACCUCACCUGCAUCCCUCUGACAUGCCACAUGUUUGUUGGUACAAAUGAAAAAAUAAAUGCCAUUCAAAGCAAUGCAAUGAAACACAAUACUACAACAACAACAUUUCUAUGCUGCCUAUCUGGCUAGGUUGUCCCAACCACUCUGGCUGGCUUCCAACAAAACAUUAAAAACGCAAUAAAACAUCAAACACUGAAAUUUUCCCUAUAUAGGGCUGCCUUCAGGUGUCUUCUAAAAGUCAGUUUCCAAAACGAAAACCCUAAUUUACCUUUCAUCGGAAUUUAUCUUUCAUCAGAAGGUGACGGAGGUUUCUAUGCAGAGGUUGGGUGGACAUCCACCAGGGAUUCUUUCCUUGUGAUUCCUGCAUUGCCGGGGGUGGGUUGGGCUAGAUGACCCCUGGGGGUUCAUUCCAUCCCUACGAUUCUCUGAUUUUGUCAAUAUACUCAGGCCAUUGUUGAAGACAAGGACCAACCAACACUUUCCUUCCUGCUUCAUGCAUGUGAUCAUUUCCCCCCUCCCCCAAAUUUAGUUCUGGAUGCGGGUCCCACUGCUGGCGCCUGAGGACUUGCGGGAUGACGUUAUCGAGAACGAAGCAGUGCAGGAGAUAGAGGACGAGUCCGCAGGCGAGGAGAAGACCUGGCAGUGGUGAGUGAGGAAUUGGCUGGCAGCAGGAACCUGGGUGGAAACUGGGAAGGCAGAGUCAGUUUGCUACUGAAUAAGAACAGAGUGCAAGUCACACUUUUAAAGCUGAGGUUUUGUUUGUUUUAUUUUCAUUUUAACCGCCCUGAGAUCUGUGGAUGAAGGGCGGUAUACAAAUUUAUUUUAAUUUUUUUAAAAAAAACAAUUAAUCUCUUCUUAUGAAACCUCUUGAAAUGACUUGGCAAUAAAUACAUAAUUUCAUUUAUGAGAACAGUUGGGACAAUCAUAUACAUAAAUAAACCUGUAUACAAACAAUUGCAAAGAGGCCCUUUUUCACCUGGAUGCAGCCCAGUACUUAAGGCAGAAGUGAGAUGGUUUCCAUAACCCCAUAUUCAUUUAUCCCAAACUGGGCAAGAAGUGAAUCGAGGGCUCUUGACCUUGCUAGAGGUUAUUGUCUCUCUUUAAAAGCAGGAGCGGAAUCCAGAUUCAUUCUUGGAACUCUUGUUACGCUGCUGAAGAACUAGAUACUGUGUUCUUUUUUUAAAAAAAGGUUUCAAUCCUUCAAUACCAGCUGUUUCAAUUCGUGUGGCCAUUUGUGGCAAAGUGUGGCUGCCCUUUUGGCUCGCCUCUCCCAAGACUCAACACCUGAGUCUUCUGACUCACCUCCUGAACACAUCAGUCAUUCCACUAGAUGCGUAAGCAAGUCCUGAGGGAGAAAGAGAGGAAGGAAGGGAGGGGAAGAGGACAAUGCAGGUCAGAGGAAGAGACAGGGGAUGCCAGCCUUCUCAUGGGGCCACAUGAGUUUCUUCUUUCUCCAGGUGGCACAAUUUCCGGACGCUGUGUGACUACAACAAGCGUGUUGCCGUGGGUGAGUGACGAGACGGGGGGGGCACCCCCAGAGGCUGGGGGAGGGAGGCUUGCACCCCAUGGCACCCUCAAGGUGCAGAGACUGGCGCCCCUUCUCUUCCUUUGACACCUUUUUGUGCCUUCUCCUCAGCGCUGGAGGUGGGCUCCGACCUGCCGUCCAACCACGUCAUUGACCGCUGGCUGGGGGAGCCAAUCAAAGCGGCCAUACUGCCCACCAGCAUCUUCCUGACCAAUAAGAAAGGCUUCCCUGUCCUCUCCAAGAUGCAUCAGCGCCUGGUCUUCCGCCUGCUGAAGGUCAGCUUCCCCCUUUUCUGCCUUGAGAACAGGAUGCUGGGCUGGAUCGGCCAUUGGCCGGAUCCAGCAGCCUCCUCUCACGUUCUUACCUGCUUCUUUCCAUCACUGGAACCCUGAGUUUAUCGCCUGUGUGAAGGGUUACCUGUCUAAAUUCUUCUCUACCUUUCCCAGAACAACUCUGGCUGUUGGAAAGAGCACGACGCCAUCCUCUCUAGGGCGCCAUUUUCUGCAACAAAGCCAUUUUGGGAGAGAGCCUUCCUUUUUGCGAGGGCAUGCAAGGAAUAAAAGGGGGGGGCAGAAUUAGCAGUAGAGAAUUCUGAGCGACGGCCCCACGUGAUUUUGCUAAAUUUAAUCCCCCUGAAGAGAAAACGUUAGCUCUACGUGUGAAAAGAUGUAUGACUAGAGCAGGUGCCUGGCAGGUAACUCCUGAGGGACUUGCAGUCUGUGAGGUUGAAGCCGGCAUCUGCUGGGAGAUCUAGCUAAGCCAAAAUAACCUGUGAUUGAAAUAAUCUUAUAUUAUUUGCCUGCUUGUUCCUGUCUCCAUCCCUCGCCUUCCCCUGUUUCUCUGGGUCUGUUUUUAGAUCUGGGGUGCGAACAUCCAGCAUGUGGGCUUAAUCCAGGCCUCCCUGCUCCACGUUAGACGUAAUGUCAGAUGCGGGGCUGGUAAAAGCUGAGCUUGAUUUGCAGAGCCUAUUGUAUGGCACUUCCCAAGAGUCCGGUGGUUGCCAGGCAUUUGCGAAGUGCUGUGCACGGGACUUUGACAGGUGUCAGUCAACUAUCAAAUGAUUGAUAGGCAGGCUUUGCAAAGGGGAGGUGAGGAACUGGCUUGCCAGGCCGGGAAGGUUCCCCGAAGCGUCAUGUACACAAUUAACGCUAACAAUAAUUUGCAGAGCGAUGGGUCACCAGGGUGGAUGAGCGGAUAUUUUAGUGUGAGCCGGGACGGUGUAGGGGUUAGACUGUUGGACUAAGAGACGGGAGACCAAGGUUCAAAUCUCCACUCGGCUGUGAAGCUGGCUAGGUGACCUUGGGUCUGUCACUGUCAGCCUGACCCUACUUCGCAGGGUUGUUGUGAGGAUAAAGGAGGGAGGCAGAGAACCCUGUACACCACUUUGAGCUCCUUGGGGAAAGGCUGGAUGUAAAGAAAUAAACUUGGCCCUUCCACUCCCUUCCCCCAGCUUGAGGUGCAGUUCAUCAUCACAGGCUCCCACCACCAUCCGGAAAAGGAGUUCUGCUCCUACCUGCAGUACCUGGAAUACCUGAGCCAGAACCGCCCUCCUCCUUCUGCCUACGAGCUCUUUGCAAAGGGCUAUGAAGACUAUCUCCAGUCCCCGCUGCAGGUGAGUCUCCUGGCUUCAAGGUCCUCUCCAGCUCUCAAUACGCGAGUUGCUCCCUCUCGGCCUUCAUUGUCCACCUCUGAAAACUGACCACUUUGGAUGUGCGAGAAGCAUCAGAUAAAAGAUGUUGCAAAGAGGACUGUUGUGUGUUUUGGCUGAAUCCCACCACCCUGGUGAGAAACCCACACUGAGGAAGUCUGCACAUAUUUUGCUUUGGCGUAACUUGCUUGGCUACGGUUUCCCGAGCGCCUCCUCUCCUGGCUGGUCAGCGCCCUUCCCAAAUUGCUCUGGGGGUGGGGGCAUGACAGGGAGCAGGUGAGACUGCCUCCCCUCCCCCGGCCUAUAGAGGCAAAGGGGCCCUCCCUGUUGGGCUGUCCUGUGCCAACGCCUCCUUUUGCACUUGCCUCUUCUUCCUCAUCUGACUUCCACUGCAACCAGGAUUGUUGCCCAACAACAACCAGGUUGUUGUUGGACUAAAAUAGUCUUAUCUAUCUCUGCAUGCUUUAGGAUGCUAAUAAAUUGUGAUGGUGAUGUUUUAGUUGAGAUUCCUGCAUUGCAGGGGUUGGACUAGAAUUCCCUCGGGGUCCCUUGCAGCUCUGUGAUCUUCCCAUUUGACCUCUGUAGUGUGUUACUUUGGUGUGUCUUCUCCAUCCACCCAUUUCCUUACCCGCAAUGCUGGAAGUCCUGCUCCUUAACAAACACCCAGCCCCUUUGUUUGCUGUGUUGCCCACACUGGGUGCGAAGCCUUUUUCCUUGUGGUGCUUUUUCCCCGCGCAGCCCCUGAUGGACAACCUGGAAUCGCAGACCUAUGAGGUGUUUGAGAAGGACCCUAUCAAGUACUCCCAGUACCAACAGGUUGGUGUGUGGUGGAGAAGAGGUGUGGGGCUUGCUGAGAGGGAGGUUGGAGCUAUGAGAGAGAGCCAAGAAGUGGGGAGGGAAAGGGUGGGGCGAGGGGUAUGUGGGGAGGAGCACAGGCCAAAUAUUUGUGCUUGGAUGGAACACAGAAGCUGGUUGGAGCACUGAAGGGCCAACAUGUUGUGGGAAGGAGGGAAAACUAGAGGGAAGGGUUGCUAAUGGGCCUUCCUGGUGUUGUUGGACUACAACUCCCAUCAGCCCCAGCUGAUGGCAAAUAGUCAGGGGUGAUGGGAGUUGUAGUCCAGCAGUGCCUGAAGGACACCACAUUUGGUCUAGAGAGAGGAGGCCUCACAAGGAACGUGUUUUGUGAAGGGGAGAUUGGAGUGGGAACAUUAUCAGCUAGUUCUCGAUGGCGGGGAGAGGAACUGGCUUUUACAGACGCACUCCAACCCAUUAUUCUCACCCUGUUAGGCGAUAUACAAGUGCCUCCUAGACCGUGUGCCUGAUGAGGAGAAAGAAACUAACGUUCAGUGAGUAAGAAUCCCAACGAUGAGCCGGGUUGGCCUCAUUUGACCGCCUUUGCGGAGGAUGCUGGGAAAUGGGAGGAUGUGGGAGGCACCCUUUGGCACUUUUUAGCCAGCCAUUUAUUGCCACGUUAUAUUUGUUUAUAAAAACAUUUCUAUAUCAGUAUGUCCAUAUAUAUGUAUGUAUGUAUGUAUGUGUGUGUGUAUAUAUGUGUGUGUGUGUUUGUGUGUAUAUAUGUGUGUGUGUGUGUGUGUACACACACACACACACACACACACACACACACACGUCAAAGCUGUUUACAGCAAUAAAAUCAUCAUUUUUAUUUGUAUGCCACCUUUCCACAGUUAAAAAAACAAUGCUCAAGGCGGCUUACAGCAUAACAAAAUUUACAUAAUUACAAAAGCCGUAAACAAUAAAUAAAUCACAUCAAAAAAAUACACAACCAAAUGGGAAACAAUUUCCACAUAAAUCAAAAUCUAAAACUAAGAAUUUUAAGCAAUACAAAACAUAUAAAAACAUAUAAAAAAAGUUUUAAGCAAUAAAAGCAUAGAACCGUACAAUAAAAACAUAUUAAAAGGUUAACAACAAACAUCGGUUAACCAUUGUGGAAGGACGUAUUUCCAACUGCCUGAUGGAAUAGAAAAGUUUUCAGCAGGGUCAGUAGUAGAUGAGCGGUCAGGGAAGCUUUGGUAAUAUACCAUUUCAGUUCUGUUCAGCUUGUGGUGCCACUUUAGUGGGGAUGAAACUCCUGUUUGGCACCACCUGCCCCAUUUUCCUUUCAUAUAUGUGGAUUAUAAGUUGAAAAGGGCCCUCUCCCUGUUUCUUCUUACUCGGCUUGAACUCCCAGAUCCUGUGAUCUGCACAGUGUCUUUCAAGCCGCCCCCCACCCGCAGGAGCAACAAAUUUACUGCCGGCUCUUCCAAGAAAGCUUGACAUCAAAACUACCACAGGGUGCACCCAGAGAAACACACCGUUUGAUGAAGCUUUCUCCUUUUUUGUCUCUGUCUUGCCCUGAGCGCAGGCUCCAGCAGUUUCUUGUAGCACAUUAAAAAUAAAUAAAGAGGAAUGAACAGUUCAGAAGCAGCGUUUCUCGUUUUUAAGAGAAAUUGGCACUCCUUCACUUUUAACUCUUCUCUCGCUGAGAAGACUGUGUUCGGGAGCGCUAGGCCUGUUUCCUGCGCACACUUAAAUUGGGAGCGAACACCAUUGAACCCUGCAGGACCACUCCUGAGGAGUAAAGGUCAAAAAUCCAACUGCGUGUGUUGGUUAAAAUGAAGAAGCCCAACUUGUGUUUGAACGUGGCCUAGCGGGAAUUGGCGUACUUCCUUCAGAAAUGGAGCACGGAUAAUGGCCUUCCCUCACAAGACGUAUGUGGGCCUUGAGUUUAUUGUGCUUUUGGGGUCUGCGUCAACGGCUCUUUCCAGCUGGUCAGCCAUCUUGCCCCCAUCUGGAGAAUAAGCUGCUUAGUUGCCUGUUAUUUUAGCACCCCUCCACAGAGCCUAGGACUUGCCGAUUAGAAGGUCGGCGGUUUGAAUCCCCACGACGGGGUGAGCUCCUGUUGUUCGGUCCCAGCUCCUGCCAACCUAGCAGUUCGAAAACACGUCAAAGUGCAAGUAGACAACUAGGUACCGCUCCGGCGGGAAGGUAAAUGGCGUUUCCAUGCGCUGCUCUGGUUCACCAGAAGUGGCAUAGUCAUGCUGGCCCCAUGACCCGGAAGCUGUACGCCGGCUCCCUCGGCCAAUAAAGCGAGAUGAGCGCUGCAACCCCAGAGUCGGCCACAACUGGACCUAAUGGUCAGGGGUCCCUUUACCUUUACAGCGUCUUCCUCCUUUUUCCCUUCUCUCCUUCCCCAUCUGCUCAGGGUGGUGAUGGUGCUUGGAGCAGGACGGGGGCCCCUUGUGAAUGCUUCCCUCCGCGCUGCGCGACAGGCCGACAGACACAUCAAGAUUUACGCUGUGGAGAAAAACCCCAAUGCUGUGGUGACGUAAGUACUUUAGCCCUUUUUCCCCCUGGGUGGAAAUGGAAAAGAAACGUUUUGUACCCACUCUUCUGUGAGGAGAGCAGGUGAAACCCACACAGGCCCCCGUACUGGCUGUGAGGAAAAGGAAACUGGAAAACUGCAGGAUUUUGGAAGGUUUACAGGACCGGGGCUCUGCUCUUCAUCCUGGACAAACUAACAAAUUGAAAGAUUUUUUUUUUUUUUUACAAUAGUUGGUGGUAAUGAUAACUUGAAGGUAUAAGAUUGCAUCAGUAAGUCCCCCGCAGGUCAUUGCAUCUUAUUGCCUCAGGCAAAUGCCCCAAAACAGGAACUGAGAUGGGAGAUAAUGCAGGAAACCGCAAUCUAGAAUGUUUUGCUGUCUGCAGAUUAACAGAUAGUGCAAAUUUUGCUCUCUGGCACCCCCCCUUCUUUGUUGUUGUUUCUUAACUGGGGAAGAGAAAAUGCCUUCUGAACUAGGGAGGGCUUGGGUUUCCUCUCUGUCCCCCUUCCCUUUGUAUUAUAUGUUAGUUUAAAAUGGAAGCUUCUAGGCAGAUACCUUGUACAUUGGUUUGUAUUCUUUGGGCAGGUUCCUAAUUAAUCAAUAGAUUUUAGCAGGCUGCUGAAAUAUAAUUACAGGCACAUUUGCACUCCCCGUUACUAAAUAUAACAGCAAUAAUACUAUUACGUCAUUGUGGCAUGAGGUGUGAAAAGGCUUUGUUCCUUCUUAGAGGCCUCACCCAACCCUGUCGUAUUCCCUAUAUAAGCUGCAGGUGGGAGACCUGAUGACACACUCGUUUUUUCCUUACUGGUGAGGAGGCUUCAUACUGUGAGUCAAGUGGGGAGUUUAGUUCACAGUGCCCCCAGGGAAAUGGCAUUGUCCUAGCCAGGUUUGGGGAACCUGAGGUCCUCUGGCUGUUGCUGGACUACAACUCCCAUGAGCCCUAGCAAGUAUGCCUGAUCGCAGUUGUAGUACAGCAACAGCAAAGGCUCCCCCACAACCAGUCCACACUGUAUAGAUGUAUUAAUGGGAAACAGCAAAAGUUUGCUUUUCCUGUGACUCUCCUUCUCAGCCUUGUGCGAACGUGGCGGUUAACUUGAAUGGCUUUCAAAGAGGAUUAGAGAAAUUCACAGAGGAUUAGGCUAUUGAUGGCUACUAACCCUUAUAGUAAGGCUCUCCUUCUGCUGCUGAGAUUACCAGUUACGAGAAACUGAAGCGCUCAUUGCAAUGAGGCUGAGGAAAUGUUCUUUCAUAUGUGGUGGACCUGUAAAAGGGUAAAAGAGUACUGGGAAAUAAUUUAUAAUGAAUUGAAAAAAAAUGUUUUAAAGCACUUUCCCAAAAAAGCCAGAGUCCUUUUUGUUGGGGAUAAUUCAGAUGGAAAUUCCCAGGUGUCAAAAAAGGUUAUUUAUGUAUGCCACUACGGUGGCCCGUGUUCUCUUAGCCCAAAAAUGAAAAGCGAGCGAUGUCCCAACCAAAGAAGGAUGGCAACUUAAAACUGAUGGAAUAUGUGCAGCUUGCGGAUCUAACUUAUAAAAUAAGAGAACAAGAAGAACAUUCGUUCUUCGUAAAGAUUUUAAAAUGUUUUUUGAAUAUAUGGAGGGAAAUUGUGUGCACUUGAAAACACUGGCAGCAUAAAGAUAAAUUCAACAGUGUAAGUAAGUUUUGAUGGAUGUAAUAAUGGAAUACUGAACGGUUUAGUUUAUAUAACAUAUGCAUGGAAAGAGGAGAAGGGAAGUCAUUGAUAUCUUAAGGUUGUUUAAAUGUGCAUUCUAAAUUGUAAAACAAAAUUUAAUAAAAAAAACCUGCAGUGCUGUUAAGCUCCAGUUUGCAGGCUUCUCCAAGGUGUCUUGUUGGCCACUGUGAGAGGAUAAUACUGGACCAGACGGGCCUGUAACUUGAUCCAGCAGGGCUUCCUCUGUAUUCUUACACACAGAUUAUAAAACCCCUCGUUUUGCAUUGUGGCAAUAAGGGGAAAGGUGGUGGAGCUGUGGCGUCGCCAGAACAAAGAGCCAGGGAAGGAAAAAGCUGGGAACAGUUACUCAUUCCAGCCUCCCUUUGAGUGGGGUUGAGGGGUCCACAUGCCCAUUCCUUGAGUCUCCCUGAUGUCCUUGUGGGAUUGAAAUGUCGGGAUAACCUGCUCUGCACACCAAGGUGUUUUAUGACCCUCCUAAGGAGCCUCAUAAGAAGAGCCCAGCUGAAUUGGGCCUAUCUAGUUCAGCAUCCUGUUCUCACAGUGACCAACCAGAUUCCUCUUCUGGGAGACCUACAAGCUGGACCUACCUGAGGGCAACAGCAGCUGAGGGUGAAACUGUGCCAGUUUGAGGCCCUUGACCUCUGCCUUCCCUUCCUGCAGGCUGGAGAGCUGGCAGUACGAGGAAUGGGGUUCCCAGGUGACGGUGGUCUCCUGCGACAUGCGUGAGUGGGAAGCCCCCGAGAAGGCUGACCUCAUGGUGUCGGAGUUGCUGGGGUCCUUUGCUGACAACGAGCUGUCCCCAGAGUGCCUGGAUGGGGCACAGCACUGUCUGAAAGGUGAGUGGGGUACAGUAAAGGGCAGCCCACGGACAGGGAGAGUAUAAUUUGGGGGGGUUGUUUUGAGUGGGGAGGGAGCACUGCUUUGAGCAUCUAGCAGCUAAGUGGGUUGGGGCUACCAGCCAAUUCCAAACACCUGAUGCCUUUUCCAUUCUCUCCAUACACAGAAGGAGGGGUGAGCAUCCCGGGCGACUACACCUCCUUCCUGGGCCCAAUCUCGUCCUCAAAGCUCUACAACGAAGUGCGUGUCUGUCGCGAGAAAGACCGCGACCCCGAGGUGAGACUUUCUCCAUGCCCCGUGAUCUGCAGUUCUGCAGCUGCUGCAUGCAUAAAAGAAAUAAAAACUGGUGUAUGUUGAAAAAGCAGGAUUCUGUGAUCUCUGUGAAUAACACAGGCAGAAAAUGGCAGUUUUCCUAACCACCAGUAAUGCAUGAAAACAUUGGGUCACGGUUAAAAAGAAAUACCCCUUUAUUGUUUCAAUACCACACACACACACAAAUGUAUUUGGAAGGAUAUGAGACCAGACAGCUAAAUUCAGCUAAGACAACAGUCUUGUAGCACCUGGAAGAUGGGAAUGUAUGUUACGGCCAUAAGCUUUCGUGAAAUGGACUCUUAUCCGGAAAAGCUUAUGUCAGUAUUGAACUUGCAGCUCCCAUCAGCCCAAACCUGCAUAGCCAACAACCAGAAAUGAUGGGACUUGUGGUUCAACAACAUCUGGACUGCACAGUGUUCGUUACUGAUGGCUUUUACGGCAUAAUAAAUGUGCUAGUUUUCCAUUUGCUACAAGAUGGCUCUCAUAUCACCUCUCAGACUCUUCUUUUGCAGGCUAAACACACCCAGCUCUCUCAACGUUUCCCCAUAAGGAUUGGCUUCUAGCCUAAAUGUAAUCAGAGGCGAAGAGCUUGUUACAGUAAGGACUAGACACUUGUUGUUAAAGAUUCGUAAAAGAAUCAGUGUUAAGAGCACGGGGAAUGACAUGGUCCAUAGGGACAGGAGAGAUUAGUGACAUGAACUGAGCUGUUUUGAACUUGUCAGUUCAAGUUCCACGAAGCCAGCAGACGAAGGAAGACAGUAUUCUUUUGAAGAAGGCCUAACACAGUUUUUGUACAACUGUCUCACUCCCCACCAUCCCAAAUAAUAGGAGGAAAUAAUUGCAAACCUUUUAACAUGGCUCUGUCAAGUACGACAAGCAGUCGGCGCCUAUGUAUGCAAGGUGAAUUUUAGAACGAUGUCCUAACAGUGUUUUGUCCUGUUCCUGUCUUUCACGUCCCCAGGCUCAGUUUGAAAUGCCUUACGUUGUCCGGCUUCACAACUUCCACCAGUUGGCACCCCCGCAGGCAUGCUUCUCCUUCAAGCACCCUAACCCAGGUAGGAGAACCCAGGUAGCAGAGGAGCGAAUCAUACGUUUCCUGCUGAGGAGGGUGGGGCUUCAACUAGCCACACGAUGUGGGGGGAACUGCUAGUCACACCUUUAAAAACUGAAUUGCCACAGAACCUGGGUUGGCACAGACCAGGUGAGUGGUGGGCGAUCAGCUUGUGCCCUUAAGAGAGCAAGGUGGGCUGUCCUGUGAGGGAGCGUGGCCUUGGCUGACCACACCCUCUUCCUUCUUGUAGACAGAGUCAAAGACAACAACCGCUACCAGACACUGGAGUUCCCCGUGGAUGUAAACACAGUGCUUCACGGUUUCGCAGGCUACUUUGAGACCACUCUGUAUGGAGACAUCACUCUCAGUAAGUUGAGGGGGAGAUAAGGGGGGUUAUUUAUUUCAUUUAAAUACUUUUAAACCUGUGAAAAGUAUGACAGGGCGGUGUGCAGCAUACAAAACUGCAACAAAAGCAAUUUAAAACGUCAGUAGCGACUGGUAGGUAAAAAUAAAUUUGUGUUGCAAAGGCCUGUCUGAAUAAUAGGGGUUUUUUUUAGAGACUCCCAAAAGGCAAGAAUUAAUAUUACAUUAUUUAUUAAAUUUGUAUACCGCUCCAUAUCUGUAGAUAUAGGGGUAAAAUUACAAUAUAAAAAACUACAAAAUACAUAAUAAAAAUAAGAGCAAAAACAACUCAACAGUCCCCCUUCCACAACACAUUUCAAAGGGCAUUGGAUGUCAGUCAGCCAAAGGCCUGGUCAGAAAGGAACAUUUUUGCCCGGCACUUAAAGGUGUAUAAUGUAAGUGCCAGCCCAAACUUCCUUGGGGGAGAGCAUCACACAAACAGGAAGCCACUACAGAAAAGGCUCGUUCUCCUGUUGCCAACCUUCAGGCCUCUCAUGGAGGCAGCACACGAAGAAGGGCCUCAGAUGAUGAUCUCAGGGUCCAGGUAGGUUCAUAGGGAGAGAGGCGGUGUUGAGGUAUUGCAGUUCUGAGCCAUUCUUGCUGAAUGGUUACUGCUGAACCUCUAAUGGCAGGGAGUUCCACAGGAUAGGGAACGUGUCGCACUGAAGGUUUGGUUCCUAGCAAAGGCCAACAGAAGCCCAGGUGGUGGGGAACCACCAGGUGUGCCCCCUCAGAGGCUGAAGGUGUGGAGUGAGCGGUCUUGCUUUGAUGUUGCAGAAUGUGCCUUUUUCAAUGUUUCCUCCACGUAGGUAUUCGGCCUGAGACUCACUCACCUGGCAUGUUUUCCUGGUUCCCUAUCUUCUUCCCUCUCAAGGUAAGUGCUUCCUUGAACGCUCCCUUGUAAGAGAGGAAGGCAUCCCUUGUUACCGCUGGGCGGUAAGACUUUGCGCCAGGGGAACCUCCAAGGUGAUAAGAACAGCUGUAGGAGGUUUACAUUCAGUGGGGGAAAACACAACAAUGUGUGCCAGGAUAAUCAAAUGCUAUUUAAGGCAACACGGUUUCUGUCUCCUCAUCUCUGUCUUUGCCACUUCUUCCCCCACUGUCUCUCUGCCUCUGCCCUCUUACACACCUUUUCUUUGCUUUUGAUCUCUUUUUGACUUUUUUCCUUUUUUUUUGUUGGUGGUGGUAGGACUGGGUGGUUCUUCUAAAUUGGUUUUCACAUCUAUAAGAAAACCUAUUUGGGGGGAAAAUAACAAAACAGGAUGCUCCCAGCUAGCCCACACAUUCCUAAUGCUUUAGGAUUAGGGCUGAGAGCACAAGGCUUUCAUCAAGAGUAGGCAGGUGAGAACUGUCUGAGCACAGGCUGAGCUUGAUGGAGCAGUGCCCCGUUUGCCCUAGUAGACUGCCUCCAGCGGAGAAAUUAUUUAUUAUUUCUCAAAUUAUUAGGUGCUUUCUUCUUCUUUGGCGAUUACUCGUAGCUGAGUAAGAUUGUCUUCCAUGAAAACAGCUUUAACAGUGACUCUGGAGGCCAAUUCUGGAUCCACACGUCCUUCCACAGUGGGGACAUAGGUUUCCAGGUGGGAACUGAUUAUGGUGAGGGUUUGCCAAAUGUGCCUUCCUCUUUGCACGUUUCUCCCUUUCGUCCUGAGUGUCUUCAAAGCCCAUGACACCUUUGGUAAAGGCUGUUCUCCAACUGGAGCACUCGCAGGCCAGUGUUUCCCAUUUGUUUGUGUUUAUGCAACAUUUUAAAAGACUUGCCUCGAGAGAGUCUUUAAACCUCUCUCUCGCCCAAGGCAACACAAAAUGACUUACAACCAAACAAGAGAAGGGAACCGCUGAGGGAAAAGGGACUUGUGGACAAAGGUUCCUGACAUAACACUGUGUUGGGGUGGUGCUAUCCUGGUUUGUGUAUGUACCCUCAGCUAUUAAUGCUCUUCUCCCCCCCCCCCCAGCAACCCAUGAAUGUGCAGGCAGGUGAGCGCAUUCGCGUGGCCUUCUGGCGCUGCAGCAACUCAAAGAAAGUGUGGUACGAGUGGGCCGUAGUCUCUCCCAUGUGCUCCGUCAUCCACAACCCCACAGGACGUUCCUACACCAUUGGACUAUGAGAGGAGUCAAGUCCAUUCCCCUUAACCAAGUUCUUCUUGCCGUCAGCCCUGAGACACAAGAAAUCCUUUUUCCACUCAGAGUAGCAUCAGAGACUGUGCAGAGGCCUGGAGGGGCUCCAACCUUGUUGCGGGUGUAGGUCCAGGAAAGGUCCAUUCUUAACACCUGCUAUUGUUCUAUGUGUUGCUUCCGGUCUGUGAAAUUUCAAUAAAGUCAUACAAAUGUGUAUUUGGA
Messenger RNA from Podarcis lilfordi (Lilford's wall lizard), 18539 nucleotides. NCBI's taxonomy places the organism in Eukaryota, Metazoa, Chordata, Lepidosauria, Squamata, Lacertidae. The record is from the annotation of a GenBank genome assembly.